Messenger RNA from Ostrea edulis (European flat oyster), 1850 nucleotides. RefSeq lists its product as uncharacterized. The coding region runs from base 82 to 1572 and encodes 496 amino acids. Lineage: Eukaryota; Metazoa; Mollusca; Bivalvia; Ostreida; Ostreidae. The record is from RefSeq and is a predicted model, not a curated record. The transcript is spliced from 2 exons.
CCUGUCAACUAAUGACUAAUUAUUGUCGACGUCAGCUGUUGUUUAUAGCUGUAGACAGAACUUUUACAUCCUGGAUUCGACAUGAGAGUUUUCAUUUCCAUCAUGUUGACCUGUCAAUUUUUGACCGUCCAUUCGCGUUAUCCCUACGGACAAGGGAAACUACAAGCUUCACCAAACGACAGCAAUAAACAAUAUAAUAUUCUAUGUGCCUUCUGCCGACAGAUGAGAUUUAGAAACUGUAACCUCCAUUGUACUGCAAUUGUACCACGGAGAUCCGAACGUCUCAAUCCCCAGACUGUAUCACGUGUACAACAGAUAUCCGAGCGUCUCAAUCCCCAGACUGUAUCAAGUGUACAACAGAUAUCCGAGCGUCUCAAUCCCCAGACUGUAUCACGUGUACAACAGAUAUCCGAGCGUCUCAAUCCCCAGACUGUAUCACGUGUACAACAGAUAUCUGAGCGUCUCAAUCUCCAGACUGUAUCAAGUGUACAACAGAUAUCCGAGCGUCUCAAUCCCCAGACUGUAUCACGUGUACAACAAAUAUCCGGGACUCUCAAUCAUCAGCCUGAAUCACGUGUACAACAGAUAUCCGGGGCUCUCAAUCCUCAGACUUUAUCACGUGUACAACAGAUAUCCGGGGCUCUCAAUCCUCAGCUUGUAUCACGUGUACAACAGAUAUCCGAGCGUCUCAAUCCCCAGACUGUAUCAAGUGUACAACAGAUAUCCGAGCGUCUCAAUCCCCAGACUGUAUCAAGUGUACAACAGAUAUCCGAGCGUUUCAAUCCCCAGACUGUAUCACGUGUUCAACAGAUAUCCGGGACUCUCAAUCAUCAGCCUGAAUCACGUGUACAACAGAUAUCCGGGGCUCUCAAUCCUCAAACUUUAUCACGUGUACAACAGAUAUCCGGGGCUCUCAAUCCUCAAACUUUAUCACGUGUACAACAGAUAUCCGGGGCUCUCAAUCCUCAGCCUGAAUCACGUGUACAACAGAUAUCCGGGGCUCUCAAUCCUCAGACUUUAUCACGUCUACAACAGAUAUCCGAGCGUCUCAAUCCUCAGUCUGUAUCACGUGUACAACAGAUAUACGAGCGUCUCAAUCCCCAGACUGUAUCAAGUGUACAACAGAUAUCCGAGCGUCUCAAUCUCCAGACUGUAUCAAGUGUACAACAGAUAUCCGCGCGUCUCAAUUCCCAGACUGUAUCACGUAUACAACAGAUAUCCGGGACUCUCAAUCAUCAGCCUGAAUCACGUGUACAACAGAUAUCCGGGGCUAUAAAUCCUCAGACUUUAUCACAUGUACAACAGAUAUCCGGGGCUCUCAAUCCUCAACCUGAAUCACGUGUACAACAGAUAUCCGGGGCUCUCAAUCCUCAGACUUUAUCAAGUGUACAACAGAUAUCCGGGACUCUCAAUCCUCAGACUUUAUCGCGUGUAAAACAGAUAUCCGGGGCUCUUAAUCCUCAGCCUGUAUCACGUGUACAACAUGUACUCGAGCGUCUAAUUUCUCAGACUGUCUCUCCAGUUUAUCCAAAAUCGUACAAUCCAUACCAGGCUGGAUCUAGCAUCCACUAAGUAGUAGCCAGUAAGCCGCUAGAAGAUAGCACUCCCCUAGGAAAAUCAUCAAAGGACCGAGGAUUCUCAUAGAACACUAUUUCAAUUGAAAUCUACCUUAGUAUUUCUAAGGAGAAAAUAACAUUUCUUUAAUUAGUAGUUUCCACCAAUAAUUAGAAUAAUAAUUAGAAAGUGUCCUGAGCAUAAUAGCUCUCAGAAGAGGUGAACAUCAACGACAAAUUUAAUUUACAUGGUUGAUUUGUAAUGUAAGAAUGAAAGUAAAUGAAAUUCGCCUCACA